UCUGGUCCUUGGCAGAAUAGCGCUUGGUCCAGGUCACAGUACACUCGAGUAGAUGUUUUUCAAGGUACUUCGAAAGGAUGGGUCACUGGCGAAUCGGUUGACCCCCACCCGAGGAUCCCAUCCUCUGCAUCUCUGCCGUCUGCGCGAGUCGGCCAUGGCCCAGAACCUGUCCUAUUUUUCCACCAGAUCCCUCUUGAUAUCUGUCAUGCUUGAUAAGUAUUCGUCGCGGAGCUGUCCCGGGAUGAUGUACCAGCACCUUGCGCUUCCCCGUCUUUCGCAGCCGUGCAAUCACACCGACGAUGAUGUGCAUGGCUGACGUUUUGAAAGUUCUGGCUGCUUCCGAUAUCGUAGAUGUUCAGUCUGGCCCUCCUGAUUCAUCGUUUGGGAGGAGCUGUGGUUAGUCUAAACCUUGAGCGCAAAACGAGAGGAUGCUUUAUCUCGACAAGUCUCCACCGCAAUCUCUUUUUCAUUUGAACGCAUAUGACUGACUAUACUGAAUUUUCAGAGGCUCACUCCAGUGCGCGCGCAUUGAAUGAUAUUUCCUUACGUCUCCCAAUUCCGAUGACACAAGAUGGAAUAUAAAUGCUGG
Messenger RNA from Mycena citricolor, 589 nucleotides. Lineage: Eukaryota; Fungi; Basidiomycota; Agaricomycetes; Agaricales; Mycenaceae. The record is from the annotation of a GenBank genome assembly.